Ilyonectria robusta is the source of this 417-nucleotide messenger RNA. RefSeq lists its product as uncharacterized. The record is from RefSeq and is a predicted model, not a curated record. The transcript has a single exon. The coding region runs from base 1 to 417 and encodes 138 amino acids. Lineage: Eukaryota; Fungi; Ascomycota; Sordariomycetes; Hypocreales; Nectriaceae.
AUGCGAAUUCGCCCAACCCCCAUCCCACGGCAUCGCCUUCAUGAUGCGCUGGCCCUCCGCGUUGGCCACGAACCAGGGUCCCGUCUGCCAGUUUGCCCGUUUGCCCGUUUGCCCGUUUCAACCCGUCCAUGGCCAACUUGUCCAUCCGCCCAACCUGGGGAUGCCUCUGAAUCAUCCCAUGGUUAUCUGGCCGUCUCCAAUAAAACCGAGCCCCGAGACUUACGACUCGUUGGACAAGCCCGGGAUGCGCUCCCAAGUGUGGGCUCCACAAGUGCUCUUGCGCAGGACCAACUCCUGCUCCGGUUCAAUCUGUGCACCGACCAGACGCCUCCCGGCUUUGGUGUGCGCCCAUCUUUAUCCUCUGCCACCGUCUCUGCCGUCUACUCCUCGGCGCGUGGGCCAAGCAUCCGCGUCUGA